Molecule: messenger RNA, 2017 nt
Organism: Tripterygium wilfordii
Lineage: Eukaryota; Viridiplantae; Streptophyta; Magnoliopsida; Celastrales; Celastraceae
Product: UDP-glycosyltransferase 91A1-like
Exons: 1
Coding region: 454-1863 (469 amino acids)
Molecular function (GO): UDP-glycosyltransferase activity
Source: RefSeq, a predicted model, not a curated record
GAACAUGUCCAUGCAAACCAUUCUACUGCAGAGGAGACAACCGAGGGUAAGAGAGACUACCUGGCCCCAUCUCACAAUUAAAAUGAAUGGAUCUGGACACAAAGAACCCAACCAUAUCUACAUACAAGCACAAUGAACGUCGGAUAGACUAAUCUUCAAUUACAGCCAAGCUAUUAACUCGGCAAGUCUUAAUCAAGGUGGUCAUGGCAUAGAAAUAAUAUUCUUAGGACCCAGGUCCGAAUCUCCUCUCACACUAAUCAGGCAUAAUUAAAAAAAUGGUAGUGUUGAGGGUAAAAAGUCUCACGCGCCAGAAUGGGUGUUAGAACCUGCUACAAUCCACGCACAUGCGCUAAAAGGUAUUUCUUGUUAUAAAUACUCAAACCAUCCAUGUAAGAGAACAAGCAUAUAAUAUAUUUCUUCUUCAAGUCAAAACACUGCACCAGCUCUUCAUUCAUGGCCAACGAAGAUCAUAAGCUUCACAUAGCCAUGUUUCCAUGGCUAGCCUUCGGUCACAUAAUCCCCUACUUAGAGCUCGCAAAGCUUUUAGCCGGAAAAGGUCACAAGAUCUCCUUCAUUUCCACCCCCAAAAACAUCGAUCGCCUUCCAAAACUCCCUCCAAACAUAGCUCCUCUCGUAACCUUCGUGAAGCUCCCACUCCCCCAAGUGGACAAUCUUCCAGAAGAUGCGGAGGCCACGUCAGAUCUUCCCUUCAACAAAGUCUCUCAUCUCAAAUUAGCCCAUGAUGGCCUCCAAGAACCCAUGACCCGGUUCCUCCAAUCCGCGGAUCCGGACUGGAUCCUCUACGACUUCAGUCUCUACUGGCUCCCUCCCAUAGCCCGUAACCUCGGUAUCCCGAAUGCGUUUUUCAGUAUCUUUAACGCGGCAAUGGUUAGCUACGUCAAGCCCACGUUACCUUCCCUGGACUUUCACGAUGAUCUAACGAAACUAGAGGAUUUCACUGCCCCGCCCAAGUGGGUUCCGUUUCCCACCACGGAGUCGUUUCGGUUUUUCGAGGUUUUGAGAAUCUUCGACUCAUUAGCCGGCGCUGAGUCCGAUAUCUCAGAUCUCGCCCGCGCAGAAAUGGUGGUCAGAGGCUGCGACGCGGUCCUCGUGAGAGGUUGUUACGAGUUUGAGCCGGAAUGGUUGCGGAUGUUGGAAGAUAUUCACGUGAAACCGGUUCUUCCGGUUGGUGAACUUCCCACGACGGCUAAUGAAACCGAUGAAGAAACCGACACGUGGAGGCAUACAAAGCAGUGGCUUGACAAGCAAGAGAGGGGAUCUGUAGUGUACGUGGCUUUCGGGAGCGAAGCGAAACCGAGUCAAGACGAACUCACUGAGAUUGCACUCGGGUUAGAACUAUCCAAGUUACCAUUCUUUUGGGUACUAAAGACUCGCCGUGGACAAUCCGAUCCGGACCCGAUUGCGUUACCGGACGGGUUCGAGGAGCGAACUAAAGGGCGUGGCUUCAUAUGGACGAGCUGGGCGCCUCAAUUGAAGAUUCUGAGUCAUGACUCUGUGGGCGGGUUCUUGACUCACUCCGGGUGGACGUCGGUAGUGGAGGCGAUUCAGUUUGAGAAAGCUCUGAUACUGCUGGCUUUCUUGGCUGAGCAAGGGAUAAAUGCGAGGAUUUUGGAGGAGAAGAAGAUCGGGUACUUGAUUCCAAGAAACGAGCGAGACGGAUCGUUCACAAGGGAGUCAGUGGCCGAGUCAGUGAGGCUGGUGAUGGUGGAGGAAGAAGGUCAAGUGUACAGAGACAAGGUCAAGGAGAUGAAGGGUUUGUUUGGAGAUAGUGGUAUUCAAGAACGUUACGUGGACAAUUUGCUGCGACAUCUUCAGUCACGUACCCGUGUCACUGUCAAAUAAUACGACAGCAUGUGCCAACUGCCAAGUGUCAGUAAAAGAUUGAAAGGCAGGUUAUCCUAAGAUGGAUGCCCCACAUCUUGAUAUGAUCGGUUGCAACAGAGUUAAUUAUUCAAUCUCUAUUUUCAGUAAAAUACAUACCUGACUUGGCAGUUAA